Molecule: messenger RNA, 4550 nt
Organism: Anopheles nili
Lineage: Eukaryota; Metazoa; Arthropoda; Insecta; Diptera; Culicidae
Gene: kay
Product: transcription factor kayak
Exons: 3
Coding region: 731-2149 (472 amino acids)
Biological process (GO): regulation of transcription by RNA polymerase II
Cellular component (GO): nucleus
Molecular function (GO): DNA-binding transcription factor activity, RNA polymerase II-specific; RNA polymerase II cis-regulatory region sequence-specific DNA binding
Source: RefSeq, a predicted model, not a curated record
GUAGAAAACAAAAAAAUAAUAACACGUCUCUUAUUUGCCGAAGCAUCUCGCAAGGGUGAAGCAACGAUACCGAGGGACGAAUGGAGUGAUUAAUUCUGGUUCUGCAGAACUCACAAAACCCUCCAAAAUUUCCCGAAUCCAAUGCAAUUGGGUUGAGAUGUUUAACUUUGGUUUACAUUUCGGUAGGAAAACGAGUACCAGGAAAGAAACAAAACGACCUUGCGACCGUGCGAUCGAACAGUGAUUCUGUUUCCCUUGACGAAACCAAACGAAUGUGAAAUUCAUCAAAACAUAGAUUUUCCUCCUGUGAGGUGAACAGUGCGUUUUGCACCAAAAAAGAAAGAGAGAUAGAGAGAGAAAACACGAAAAGAUAAAAAAAGCGAAAACCAACCAACGAAAACGCGAAACGAAGCGAAACUGGGACGCAGAGAACAGGACGAUUAGUCUUCCCUCUGUCUGCUCCAGAAAGAAAAGCCAAUAGCAAUCGAAACAAUAGCAAACAGGCUAACAACGACCGAAAAGCCAACAGCGUCAAGGAGUGUGAUUUAAAUUAGCGAUGUAAAACCAGUUGUGAGAUUGAGUCGGAAAAGAAAGCAAAAGCAUAAUCUGAACCAUAUACCAUCGCACGCGCACACACUCGAGAGGCGAAGAGGGAACCACGAAGUUAGAUCACAAGAUAGAGGUGGCUAUCGAACAAUUCGAACUCCUCCCGCUCUCAAUCGAGAGGAGUAUGGAUGCCAGCGAGUUCGCCAACUUCAUCGCCCGGGAACUGCUAAUGGAGCAGUUCGGGGUGCACAGCGGUGUGCCAACGCUCACCACGGCAACUCUGACGCCUACGACGCUGAAGACCAUCGAGCAGACGUUCAUCGAGGCGACAAACGACGCCCAGAUAAACCUGCCAUACCAGGCCGGGUUCGUGCCACCACCGUAUCCGAUGGAAGAACACAGUCAGGACGGUGGCGUUAGCCAAGAGUCGCUCAGCUCCACCUCGAACGGGUCGUGGCACAUCUCAGGCUCGCACGGGUACACUGCAGAUGAUCUCGACUCGAAGUCAUCGGCUUCGCUCGAACAACCUCCAGCGGGUAGCAGCCUAUCAGCACCGACCGGAACGCGUGCUCGACGUUCCGGGACCUCAGGUGGAAGUAGCAAGAGCGAAACAACAGGACUACUCGGAUCGCUUGGAUCAUUCGCGAUCGGUACGUCUGGGACGCCACCGGCCAGUAGUGCGGCUGGAUCACGUGGUACCGGUAGUGGUGGUCGUCGUAACGUCGGUGGACGCAGACCUCACAAGCCGUCGAAUCUGUCACCUGAAGAAGAGGAAAAACGCCGGAUCCGGCGUGAGCGGAACAAGCAGGCUGCGGCUCGGUGCCGAAGGCGCCGUGAGGACCACACGAACGAUUUGGUGGAUGAAACGGAUCAGCUCGAAAAACGCCGACAGUCGCUGCAGCAUGAAAUCCAACAGCUUCAGCAGGAGAAGGAUGAACUUGAGUUUCUGCUCGAAUCGCACCGAAAGAGCUGCAGCCUGCAAGCAGGAGCUCGACGCAGCCCGAUCGAGCUGAAGCCCACCGAGCUGGAGGGGAUCUCGCGGUUUGUGUUGCCUAAGAUCAAAACCGAACCUGAGGAGGAAUUCGCGCAACAGCAACAGCAAUCCUCCCAUCAGCAUUCGAGCCAGCUCCAGGAACAGCUGAGUGACGCCUCCGAACACCAGCAGCCGGCACAGCCGAGCUCUCGGCCAAGUACUAAGAAGAUCAAACUCCCGACGAUCAUGAGCGACAGCCUGGAGACGCCAACACCGACCAGUAUCCUGGCCCCACUAAUGGCCGGGUUCGGUACCAGCAAACCAACCAUGGUGACGUCGGUGGUGGCCUCGAUGGCGGCUUCGAUGGCAGCGAACAGUGUUCGACCGGCACGACCUGACAGCCUGGACGUGAAGUCAGCUGCCCAGUACCCACUGCUAACCCGCUCGGACGUUACGGGGGCGAUGGGAAUCUCGACGCCCUCGAGCGGGCUCUUCAACUUCGAGAGCCUGAUGGAGGGCGGUACCGGUUUGACACCGAUUGCCGCCCCGAUCACCUUCCCACCGAACCGGAAUCCGCUCGAGUUGAUCACACCGACAAGCACGGAACCGUCGAAGCUGUGCAGCCUGUAGGAAGCGGCAAAGAGCUGGCCGCGAACGCCACUGUUGCCUUCCGUGGCACUGCGCGUAGAACCCGUUUCACGCUUGGUAGCACCUAGCACUUGGACCGGCAGAUAGCGCCCCUCAUCCGCAGAUCUACCUCCGGGAGGCCGGGAACGAUCCAGGGUGUCAAUGAGAGUUCACCACGACUCCGCACGUGCUGUUAGGAGAUGUUUAACGCAUCUGCCAAACAUGGAUUAAGAGGAGAGACCUCAGCGCUCGCAAAAGGACAAUGUGACAAAUGACAAAGGGGAUAGUGUGUGCAUUAGCUAUCAUUUUGAUCCUGAUUCGAAUCAUGCUACGGAUUCGGAAUUUUUGAUGAAUCUUGCAUGCAUGCGAGAGAAAUUAUUGCUCAAAACAGAAUGCCGUCGAAUGGCUUUUGAGGGCCUUGUUUUAUUCACUAACAAGAUUUGUUAGCAAAGAAGUAGGCAUCUGGCAUGCCCCGACUAGCAUCGGGGAUGACAAGUUCGCUUGACUGAUACGCGCACACUGGCAGAAAAGAAAAUGAGAUAAACGGGCUACGCAUGUCGAGGAAAGACCGCAUUCUCAGUCUUAUCGCGCAUGAGUAAAGCCAGUAAACUUUUUAAUACUUGCAACUUUGCUAACACAGCAAAGAUAAAUUUCCGCUGAACAAACAAAACUGGUCUCGAUAUCAAAUCAACGUUGCUUCACUAAAUAGGAACAAAGCACUUGAUAUGUUUCAUCAGUUUUCAAAUAUGACCCCUAUUUGCCAGCUCGUACAUAACGUCUCAUAUAAAUAUGAGAUACUGUAUUUGAGCGAUCAAAGGAAAUGCUUCGAAAAAUAACGUGAUUUUUAUCAGCAAAUUUUAUAACAAAAUUAUUUUUUAAUUGUAGUUUUAAUGGGUCAUGUGCUGAUAUGUUUGAACCGUAUCAAGUAUUGUUGAAUCUGGUCAAUUAUAGAAUGAGAUUUCAUUGAUGAAUGAAAUCCCAUUAAUAGGGCAAAAGCUCACAUUUUAUUAUGUUUUUUUAAUGACAAAUCAUGCAUUAUGAUUUGAUACUGCUGAAAGUGGAUUUUAUUUUAGAGGGCCCUUCCAAACAAACUGUACAUGUCGGUUAGGGUGCCUCCGUUGUAUGUCCCGAAUACCUUACAUCAAAUGAUACCUGAAGCUUUUCUUUACAUAUAAUAAACAUUUUCUCACGUGCGAUGUUAUGGCAUGAUGAUCUUUUUAUGAAGGAUUUGCCUUCGACGCGCCUUCGGCGGACCUUGGCGUUGGUGGAGUAACUAUAAAUGAUAAUAUAUAGGACGCUGUUAUCAUAAGCUCGAUCCACAUUCGCAAGCAACUACUUUACAUGGCAUCUGAAACAUCCAAAUGUGUAACGUCUGUCGCAACAACGUGCAAUCAGUGGCUGAUAAGAGUCUAGAAGGAAAGUCCCAUGGGAACUCAGCACCGCAAUAGGGGUUUAACGCGCAAGCUCGCCGCAAGAAUAGGAUAGUGGUUCAAUGCCUAAUCCGUAAUGCCUCAAAUAGCGAUAAUAAUAGUAAUACGUUGUAAUAUUACCUUGUACUAACGAAUAACGAAGGAUGAUUGUGGUUUUCAUAGGAUUACGCCGGUGUGUACGCCGUAAAUGAACCAGAGUGAGAUGUAGAGGGCGUUAGUGUACAGAUUCCGAGGCAGUUGGGUACGACUGGACACUGCUUGUCCCGAAAAUCGAAAUGUAUGCGUCAAUAAAGGAGGAGAAUCAGUAUAUGUAGCUGCAUAUAUCUGCAAGAUAAGCUGAACGGCUGGAUAGACACAUAACACAACCCAAAACUAGUUCGCUGGAAACGAAAUUGGAGCGAAACAUAAGCCAACCGCAAGCGAAAGAGACACUUUUUAAUUCUAAGAGAGCGAAUACCGUGAUAUGCAAUUUUUUUCUUUCUUUUUCGUUUGCGUUGUACACCUACAUACAUUUAGGGCAAAACUACAUUCAUGAUAGUUUUUUCUUCUUCUGCUGGCACGCGUCAACGGCUAACGUGUAUCAUAGGAAUUCAUUGACAAGAAUGUUUGGAAAGUCCUGACGGAUAGUAGAAGGGGCGCAAAAAAGUAGAAUAAAAAAAAGCAUGCAGUAUCAUGCAGGCCGGACGCGGACAGGCACAUAGAGCAUAUUUACAAGCGUUUAUACAUAUACAUAUAUAUAUUUUUUAACAUAUACUACUAUUACUACUUCGGUGCCAGAUUGUGAUUUGCCAGUUAUGCACGCUGCCUGGGCAACGAUUAGGAUUUAGGUGUCGAAAGACGGGACGGUCCGUUCCCUCGCGCUCGUCGAAGCACCCGUGAAGCAUGUAACUUUUACGUUAAUUCCCUGUCCUGUAAUUUGGUUCCAAACUUAGAAUUUCGCUCAGAGGAAUACCUAAUAAAGAGGAAGUUAUAUU